GUCAGCUGACGGUCCCUGCACCGCGGCUGGUUGACAGCGCCGGGUGUGCGGACAGCAGGAGACUCGGAACGAGGGGAGUUCUGUAGAAAUCCUGCCAAAGAAGAUGAAGAAAAACAGAGAAAGAUUCUGCAACAGAGAGAGGGAAUUUGUGUAUGAAUUCAAAGUGGGAAGUCAGUGCUUAGAACUGAGGGUGCCUCUCAGAUUUCCUGUUCAAGAGAAUGCCAGUCAUUUACAUGGCCGUCUGCUGCUGCUGCACAAUUUACCAUGCUUUAUAGAAAAAGACUUAAAAGAAGCUCUGAGCCAGUUUAUCGAAGAAGAAUCCCUCAAAGAUUAUGACAGAGAUGCUGAAGCAGCCCUGGAAGCUGUGAAGUCCGGUGAAGUAGAUUUACAUCAGCUGUCAAGUACAUGGGCCAGAGCUUAUGCGGAGACCACAUUAGAGCAUGCAAGGCCCGAGGAGCCCAGCUGGGAUGAAGAUUUCGCAGAUGUGUACCAUGACCUAAUCCAUUCUCCUGCCUCUGAAACUCUCCUAAAUUUGGAACACAAUUACUUUGUUAGUAUCUCAGAACUGAUUGGCGAAAGAGAUGUGGAGCUGAAAAAAUUACGAGAGAGACAAGGCAUUGAAAUGGAAAAAGUGAUGCAGGAACUGGGAAAAUCACUGACAGAUCAAGAUGUAAAUUCACUGGCGGCUCAGCACUUCGAAUCCCAGCAGGACUUGGAAAAUAAAUGGUCCAAUGAAUUAAAACAGUCGACUGCCAUUCAAAAGCAAGAGUAUCAGGAAUGGGUGAUGAAACUUCAUCAAGACCUAAAAAACCCCAAAAACAGCUCUCUCAGUGAGGAAAUUAAAGUUCAACCAAGUCAGCUCAGAGAAUCCGCUGAAGCAAAUGGAAGGAUUUAUGAGGAACAGAGAAAGUUAGAAGAAAGUUUUACCAUUCACUUAGGAGCCCAGUUGAAGACCAUGCAUAACCUGAGGUUGCUGAGAGCAGAUAUGCUGGAUUUCUGUAAGCACAAGAGGAGCCACCGAAGUGGUGUGAAGCUCCACCGACUCCAGACAGCACUGUCGCUUUACUCCACGUCCCUCUGUGGCCUGGUGUUGCUAGUGGAUAACCGAAUCAAUUCAUACAGUGGUAUUAAAAGAGAUUUCGCCACAGUUUGCCAAGAAUGCACUGACUUUCAUUUUCCCCGAAUUGAAGAUCAGCUGGAGGUUGUCCAGCAGGUGGUACUUUAUGCCAGAACCCAGCGCAGGAGCAAGCUGAAAGAAUCACACGAUUCUGGAAACCGAGAUGGAGGAAGUGAUGAUAAGACUAAGAAUGCAGAUAGAAACUAUUUAAAUAUUUUACCUGGAGAAUUUUACAUUACUCGGCAUUCUAAUCUCUCAGAAAUACAUGUUGCUUUCCAUCUUUGUGUGGACGACAACGUGAAAUCGGGAAACAUCACUGCUCGGGACCCUGCCAUUAUGGGUCUCCGAAACAUACUCAAGGUUUGCUGCACCCAUGACAUCACAACAAUAAGUAUUCCUCUCCUGCUGGUGCAUGAUAUGUCAGAGGAAAUGACUAUACCGUGGUGCUUAAGGAGAGCAGAACUUGUGUUUAAGUGUGUCAAAGGUUUCAUGAUGGAAAUGGCUUCAUGGGACGGAGGAAUUUCUAGGACAGUGCAAUUUCUGGUACCACAGAGCAUUUCUGAAGAAAUGUUUUACCAACUUAGUAACAUGCUUCCCCAGAUCUUCCGAGUAUCAUCAACACUCACCCUGACAUCCAAGCACUAAACCCCCUAGAUUGAUAUCUGGCAGAAGAAGAUGCGUAAACUAUCCAGGAACUUGAGAUGUGCUGGGAUUCUGUCAAGCAAAAGAUGCCCAGAAAGAGGACUUGCCACCCAAGCCACGAAUCAAAUCAUGAUAAACAUCUGUUAAACGUUCCAAAAUCCACAUGCCGUACAGACUAGUGCUCAGCCCCUUACUUAUACAGUUAUUUUUUUUCACACACACACACUGUAUUUUAUUUUUACAAGAGAUAAAUAAACUGACACCAAGCAUUGUAAAUGGAUGACCACAACAAAAGCAACAAUGAUUGCAAUUACCAAACACAAAACACCCUCAUACUAUGUCAUAAUAUUGACAUUCAGUCCAGUAAUCCUCCACUGUAACAGCUCCUUUACUUUGCAGUGAAAAUUGAUUUGUAUAUUUUUUGCCUCUG
This is a messenger RNA of Balaenoptera musculus (blue whale), 2189 nucleotides long. RefSeq names its product chromosome 10 C12orf4 homolog (gene FERRY3). Lineage: Eukaryota; Metazoa; Chordata; Mammalia; Artiodactyla; Balaenopteridae. The record is from RefSeq and is a predicted model, not a curated record. Gene Ontology annotation, cellular component: cytoplasm. The coding region runs from base 104 to 1762 and encodes 552 amino acids. The transcript has 14 exons. Gene Ontology annotation, biological process: regulation of mast cell degranulation.